GCAGGCAGUGCACAUCUGUUGGCCAUGGGGUGCAGAACUGUGUGCCUCGUCCUCCUGGCCCUUCUGGCUGGAACCUACGCACAACCAUGUAUGCUCAUUACUCCCAAUGUUCUACGCUUGGAGAGUGAAGAGACCAUAGUGUUGGAUGGGCAGACCCGGACAUUUGAAGCUGAUGUGGAGAUUCAGGACUUCCCCCAGAGAAAGUUAAGUUUGGCCAAGCAAAAAGUCUCCCUUAACAGCGACAACAAAUAUCUUGGCACAACAGUAGUGAAGAUUCCCUCUAAGGACCUACUGAAGGACCGUAAUGUAAAACAAUAUGUUUAUGUUACAGUAAGGUCUCAAGUAUGUAAUCUAGAGAAAGUUGUUCUGCUUGGACACCAGAGCGGAUAUGUCUUUCUACAGACAGACAAAACCAUCUAUACUCCAGGAUCUACAGUUCUCUACCGCAUCUUUUUGAUGAAUUAUAAAAUGUCCCCAAUAAACAAAGCUGUCAUUUUGGAAUUUUUGACUCCUGAAAACCUUAUUGUUAAGAGGGACACCGUCAAACAGGAGUCAUUAUCAGGCAUCCUCUCCCUGUCUUUUAAACUGCCUGAACUUGUAAGUGUGGGGACAUGGACCAUAGCAGCAAAAUUCGAAGACUCUCCUCAACAGAACUAUACCACACAAUUCGAAGUGAAGGAGUAUGUAUUGCCAACAUUUGAGAUCAAACUAAUUCCAGACCAAAGAUUCUUUUACAUUGAUGAUCAAGAAUUUGUUGUAGAUAUAAAAGCAAGGUUCCUUUAUGGAAAAGAGGUGCAAGGUUCGGCAUUUGUAUUGUUUGGAGUCGAGCAGGAUGGGGUAAAGACAAGCUUUCCGAAUACCCUUAGGAGGAUUCAGAUCGAAAAUGGAGAUGGUGUGGCUACCUUAGAAAGAAAGGAUUUUGUGAAGAACUUUAAGAAUGUUGAGGAUAUGCUGCAGUACAGCCUGUAUAUGUCUGUCACGAUGGUCACUGACUCAGGCAGCGAAAUGGUGGAAGCUGAGUUAGAAAAGAUUCAUAUUGUGAAAUCUCCCUAUAAAGUUCUUUUCACUAAAACUUCCAAGUAUUUUAAGCCUGGAAUGCCCUUUGACCUUACGGUGUUUGUCACAAACCCUGAUGGUUCUCCAGCUAACCGAAUUAGGGUGGUGGGUCAACCUGGAAAUGUUGAAGGUUUGACUGGAUCCGAGGGAACAUCAAGACUGACGUUGAAUACCGCUGCUAAUAUCAACCGCCUGCCAAUAACUGUGACAACGGCUCAGGGUUUGGGAGCAGAGAGAGAAGCCUCUGCAACAAUGACAGCCAUUGCCUACAACUCAAACGGCAAUUACCUACAUAUUGGUAUCACCACUUCCGAAGUUAAACCUGGAGAUAACCUUAAUGUGAACUUCAACAUCCGCAACACCAAUGCUAAUGUUCAAAACCAAAUCCAGCACUUCACCUACGUGAUCAUGAACAAGGGCAGGGUGUUGAAAGCAGACAGACAACAACGGCUGGCUGGACAGGCCCUGGUGUCCAUGUCCCUCCCGAUCACAGUGGAUUUCAUACCAUCGUUCCGCCUGAUUGCUUAUUAUGUUGUAGGAAAUGAAAUUGUGUCUGACUCCAUUUGGGUGGACGUGGCAGAUACCUGCAUGGGAACGUUGGAGGUAACGGGUAACACAGAUCGAGACAACAAAGUUCAAAGUCCUGGUUCGGCCAUGAAGCUAAGGAUGAAGGGAGAUCACAAGUCCUACGUGGGAUUGGUAGCUGUGGACAAAGGUGUCUUUGUAUUGAACAGCAAGUACAAGAUAUCCCAGAGCAAGGUGUGGAAUUUGGUGGAGAAGGCAGAUCUUGGAUGUACACCUGGAUGCGGGGCUGACAACAUGGGGGUGUUUUUUGAUGCUGGCUUGACUUUUCAAUCCAGUACAAAGACUACCACUGUGCAGAGAUCAGAACUUCUGUGUGAAGCUCCUUUAAAACGGAAACGACGUUCCACAGCCCAGCUGAUUGAACUGCAGAACAGUUAUGCCUCCAAGUAUGAAGGGCCGAUAAGACAAUGCUGCAAAGAUGGCAUGAGGGAGAACCCCAUGGGUCACAGCUGUGAGAUCAGAGCCACCCAUAUUACAGAGGAAAAGCCGUGUGUGGAUGCCUUCCUGGACUGCUGUACCUACAUUGAGAAGAGGAAGGCAGAAGAAAAGUAUCAGAAAGAUGUUGAUGUUUUGGGAAGAAGUGAUGAUGAUGAUGACUACAUCCCAGACAUUGAUAUUGUGUCCAGAAGUGAAUUUCCCGAAUGCUGGCUUUGGAAGAUAGAGACAAUGUCUGAAAGACCGGAUAAGGAUGGAAUUUCAACCAAGGUGCUCAAUAUAUUCUUGAAAGAUUCCAUCACCACCUGGGAGGUCCUUGCAGUUAGUCUUUCUGAAAAUAAAGGUCUUUGUAUUGCUAAACCAUAUGAGAUCCAGGUAAUGAAAGACUUUUUCAUUGACCUCAAGCUGCCUUAUUCUGUGGUGAGGAAUGAACAGGUGGAGAUCCGUGCCAUUCUCUACAAUUAUGGAAAUUCCAAAAUCAAGGUGAAAGUGGAAUUUACUCACAACCCAGAAUUCUGCAGUCUGUCUACAUCCAAAGCGAAAUACCGCAGAGACGUUCAUAUUGAACCCCAUUCUUCCUUUGCUGUUCCUUUUAUCAUCGUACCACUUUCUCUGGGUCUGCAUGACAUAGAAGUGAAAGCUGCAGUCUUUCAACAAUUUUUGUCUGAUGGUGUCAAGAAAAAGCUAAAGGUUGUGCCAGAAGGAGUUCGUCUUGCAAAAAAUAUCAAGACUGUGACUCUGGAACCACAAGUGAAAGGGCAAGAUGGGGUCCAGAAGGAAUUGAUUGAUCCAUUAAAUGAGAAAAAAUAUUGUGCCUCGUACAGAAAUUGACACCAUUGUAACAGUUCAAGGGACUCCAAUUACUCAGAUGGUGGAAGAAUCCAUAGAUGGUUCCAAUCUCAAUCCAUUAAUUGUUGUGCCACGUGGUUGUGGAGAGCAGAACAUGAUUACCAUGACGCCUAGUGUGAUUGCUACAAUCUACCUGGAUGCUACUCGCCAAUGGGAGAGAAUAGGUGUUAAUCGAAGAGAGGAAGCCCUCACCAACAUCAAAGCGGGUUAUGUGCAACAACUUGUUUACCGCAAAGCAGAUAGUUCCUACGCAGCUUUCAAGGACAGGACAGCCAGCACAUGGCUGACAGCAUAUGUAGCCAAAGUUUUUGCCCUGGCCCGUCCCUUGAUGGACAUCGAAGUUAAUGUCCUGUGUGGUGCCAUCAAGUGGCUAAUCCUGGAGAAACAAAAACCAGAUGGAUUGUUCAAAGAAGAUGCUCCAGUAAUCCAUCAAGAGAUGAUAGGUGGAUUUAAAGGAUCCAAAGAACCAGAUGUUGCUCUCACAGCCUUUGUCCUGAUCGCAAUGUUGGAGAGUGAAGAGGCCUGUAAUGCACAUGUAAAUAACUUAGAGCUUAGUAUUGAAAAGGCAGUUAGUUUCCUGACGGGCCUGUAUCCAAAUCUGGAAAAACCAUACUCAGUUGCAAUUGCCUCAUACGCCCUUGCAAAGGCUGGAUCCAUCAAAAAUUCUGAAAAAUUGAUGUCGGUGGCAAAAGAUAACAGCUAUUGGGAAGAACCAGGAUCUCGAUUCAUUACUCUGGAGGGUACAUCUUACGCUCUGCUUGCUCUACUGCAAAUGAAAGACUAUGACCGCACAGGAGAUCUUGUACGCUGGUUGACUACAAACAAAGAUACUAUGGAGCGGUGUAUGGAUCUACACAAGCCACCAUCGUUAUGUUCCAAGCUUUGGCCCAGUACCAGAUAGAAUUGCCAAAUGCCGUCAUUUUAGACAUGGAUGUGUCCAUACAUCUUCCUGAAAGACAACAACCCUUAAUGUACCGCAUUAAUAUUGAUAACGCAAUGCUUGCGCGCUCUGCUGAGACCCGACUAAACAAAAAGUUUGAGGUGACCGCAAAAGGCAAAGGACAAGGAACACUGACGGUCAUGUCAGUGUAUCAUGCCAUUGUGACAGAGAAAGAACGACAAUGCAAAAACUUUGAUUUGACAGUCAAGGUUAAAGAGGAAGAAAAUGUUCGGAGACCAGACGGGGCUAUUUCAACUAUUUCACUGGAGGUCUGUGCAAGGUUUUUGAAAGACCGGGAUGCCACCAUGUCUAUUAUUGACAUUUCUAUGAUGACUGGGUUUUCUCCAGACGUUGAAAGCCUUAGUAAGCUGUCUAGAGGUGUGGACAAAUAUAUCACCAAAUUUGAGAUUAACAAGGGAUCAGAAGAAAAGGGUACACUUCUGUUGUACCUGGAAAAGAUUUCUCAUAAGCGGGAGGAAUGUGUGUGAAAUUCUAUGCCCAUCAGAUCUUUGAAGUGGGUCUUGUCCAGCCAGCUUCUGUCACGGUGUAUGACUAUUAUUCCCCAGAAAGUCGUUGCACAAAAUUCUACCAUUUUGAAGAAGGCAGUAAACUACUGGGCAGGAUCUGCCAGGCAGAUGUGUGCCGUUGUGCUGAAGCAAACUGUUUCUUGCAGCAACAACUUGAAGGUGAAAUUGAUGCACAGGGUAGGAUGGAGAGAGCUUGUGGAAAAGGAGUGGACUAUGUAUACAGGGCACGAAUGGAUGAUGUUGAACCAAAUGACAACUACGACAAUUACGUGAUGACCAUAGUCAAGGUCAUCAAGCUAGGUACAGAUGAGAAUGUUGAGGGUAAACAACGAAACUUUGUCAGCCACAUUAAGUGCCGUAAAUCCUUGGAUUUGAAGAAAGGACGGGAGUACCUGAUCUGGGGAGUCAGAGGGGAUCUUUGGGAACAACCAAACGGAUACUCCUACAUCAUCGGGAAAGACACUUGGAUCGAGUGGUGGCCAAACAACAGAGAAUGCCAGGAUCCGGAGAAUGAGGACAUAUGUGAUGCCUUCUUCAUACUGUCUGAUAAUCUGGAGCUUAAUGGCUGUCCAUCAUAA
Staurois parvus is the source of this 4970-nucleotide messenger RNA. Lineage: Eukaryota; Metazoa; Chordata; Amphibia; Anura; Ranidae. The record is from the annotation of a GenBank genome assembly.